GCACCGAUAGAUGAUGAAGUUCGUCAAGUUUUCGUUGAUGGCGCGAGUGUUUACUCGUUCGCACUCUCUCGUCGUCUUGUGAUCAACAAAAAGCAAAAACAACACCCUUUCGCUGACCCUUAUCUGUUCUCCACUUGAGCUCCAUUAAUUCUGAACUCAAACACACUCGAAUAGCAGACGACGACAAGGCGCGCAGUUGCAGAAGCUCCACCCCCGAAGGCCACAAGUGGAGGGAAGAACUGCUGCACUCUUGGAGAACGCGUACGUUGGCUCUGGGGUUGAUUUUCAACGCCCUUGCUAUCGACCAAGGAGAGCAGAUAUUGACUUUGAAAAGUAAACACACAAACACGGCAGCGGCUCUCUCCGAGUUCAGUCCCGAAGAGACACUCGAUCCAGCAGUCGUGGUCAACUUUCUUUCGGAAAAGGACGUUCCACGCACAAAUGACCUGGUCACCGUUGUAGAGGCAGAAGAGAAGCUGUCAGAGAGGGAUCAUGUCUCGCCCCCAGCGAUUGUUGCGGCUCUGCGCCUCUCUCCACGAUCAAAACUCUGCCCAGCUGCAAGUAAAAAUAAAUAAUUUUUUGCAAGAGGAGAGUGGCAGCAAAUGUGUGUUUUUGGUGCCAAUUUUGGCUGAGUCUGAAGAAGUCUUGGUGCAGGUCAUCAUGGAAAAGAUCUUGCCGCAGGAAAUGAGGUUCCCGAUGAGCACCAGUGUGCUGGGGAUGGCGAUCACCUCAAGUCCCAUAACUCUCACUGACCUGCCGGAGGAGAAGGUGUCCGAGUUGAGCCACUUGCUUGGUUUCGACCCCGAGUCGUACCUCUCAGUUUGUAUCCGACACCCUGAGAGCCAAUCAGCAUCCUUAAUUGUCUGCCUAGUCAACUUCCCACCUACCUCUCAGCCAGAUAAAUUGAUAGAUAUCGCUGAAAAUUGCUGCUUGACUCUGCUCGGCAUAAUCCUCAACACCAUGUCAUACGAAAGGGAAAAAAGGCUUAAGAUGCAGUGCCAGUCUCUUCUUACUGUUGCAAAGAACCUGUUCACACACCUAGAUAAUAUCAAUGAACUGCUGAGGGAAAUUAUGAUGGAGGCUCAGAAGUUGACCAAUGCCGAGCGCUGCUCCCUAUUCUUACUGGAUCACGAACACCACCAGCUCGUCGCCAAUGUGUUUGACGGCUACCCUACAAAGGGCGAAAAUGAGCCCUUGCAAGAGAUCAGGAUUGCUGAAAAUCAGGGCAUCGCAGGUCACGUUGCCAUGACAGGGGAGCUUCUCAACAUCAAAGAUGCUUAUUCUCACCCCCUUUUCUACAAAGGCAUGGACGAAACCACAGGCUUUGUUACAAGGAACAUUCUUUGCAUUCCGAUCAAGGAUGAAAAAAGAGUUGUCGGCGUUGCUCAGCUCUGUAAUAAAAUCAACGGAAUGCAGUUCACUUCUUCAGACGAAGAAAUCGCCGUCGCCUUUAGCAUUUUCUGCGGAAUCAGCAUCAUGCACAGCCUCAUGUACAAGAAGGUUCAAGACGCCCAGUCAAGGAGCAAACUUUCAAACGAACUCAUGAUGUACCACAUGAAGGUCUCCGCUGACGAGCUUUCUCGUUUAGCUGAAGCUAUGGUACCUAGCCUAGAUGAAAACUUCUCUUCGUACUAUUAUGUUCCGAGAGACAUUCCUGUAGACAAUACUCCUUCAAUAGUCUUGGCAAUGUUUGAGGAUCUAGGUCUUAGUCAGAGGUGGAGGAUUGGUCAAGAAGUGCUUGCAAAGUUUGUACUGCUAGUCAAAAGGGGGUACCGAGACCCUCCGUAUCACAACUGGAUGCAUGCAUUCACAGUCACGCAUUUUGCCUUCUUGCUUCUAAAAAACCUGAAAGUUGUUGAGCAGGGACAUAUCUCAGAGCUUGAAGCAUUGGCUUUAAUCGUUUCUUGCCUGUGCCAUGAUCUGGACCAUCGAGGGACCACAAAUUCAUUCCAGCUGACAUCAAAUUCCGUGCUUGCAGGACUGUACAGCUCAGAGGGCUCCGUCAUGGAGAGACACCAUUUGUCACAAACUAUGUGCAUUUUGAACACUGAAGGAUGCAAUAUUCUCCAAAAUUUGAAUGAAAAGGAGUAUGAGAAAGUUCUCGAAUUGAUCAGGGAAAUAAUUUUAGCUACUGAUCUGGCUCAGCACCUUCGGAUUGUUGCAAAAUAUUGUGAUCUGGUAAGCGCCGGAUUUGACAAGACCAACGAAACUCAUCGAAAGCUUUUGCUGACUCUUAUGAUGACCUGCUGUGAUCUCAGUGACCAAACAAAGAAGUGGCCAGUAACAAAACGAAUAGCGGUUCUUGUGUAUCAAGAAUUCUUCUCGCAAGGGGACCUGGAAAAAGCAAUGGGCAACAGACCAAUAGAGAUGAUGGACAGGGAAAAAGCGUGCAUUCCCACUCUUCAGCUUCAGUUUCUCGACGAUAUUGUUCUGCCAACAUACAAUGUACUCUGCAGCCUUUUUGACGAGGCCAAACCGUUGCUCGAAAUUUUAAAGUUCAAUUGUGCCUGCUGGAAAAAAGCACUUGAAAUCUACACUAGUCGAUGGCCUCAGGGUGGAGCCUCUAUCAACAUUCUUGAAGAUGAAUCUCUGGAGAAGGAAGUUAUGGAUUCUUUGGAAUGUGACUUUUAAUGAAAGUCGUCUAAUAAUUACCUGUGUUCACAUUGAGAGAGUUGGUGUCUUUAGUCUUGUUACUAAAGUGGCAAUAAUAAAAAAAGUAUUUCUGCUAGAAAGAGAUAUCAAUACAUUUUAUUUUAU
Messenger RNA from Neocloeon triangulifer, 2757 nucleotides. RefSeq names its product cGMP-dependent 3',5'-cyclic phosphodiesterase-like. The coding region runs from base 493 to 2631 and encodes 712 amino acids. The transcript has 16 exons. Gene Ontology annotation, biological process: negative regulation of receptor guanylyl cyclase signaling pathway; cGMP catabolic process; regulation of mitochondrion organization. Gene Ontology annotation, molecular function: 3',5'-cyclic-AMP phosphodiesterase activity; protein homodimerization activity; 3',5'-cyclic-GMP phosphodiesterase activity. Gene Ontology annotation, cellular component: synaptic membrane; nucleus; mitochondrial matrix. Lineage: Eukaryota; Metazoa; Arthropoda; Insecta; Ephemeroptera; Baetidae. The record is from RefSeq and is a predicted model, not a curated record.